CAACAGACCACAUAAGUAUGUGGACGAAAUCCUUAAAAUUUUAAGAAGACGGCUUCUACCAUCCCUACCUAAGUGCACAAAAACACUACUUAAAUGUGAAGUGAACUUAGAUAAGGUAGAACCUAUGAAAGUUUGUAAUGGUUCCGAUGGAGAAUUCAUAUACUUUGGAAUUAGAGAUCAGUUGAUAAAGCAAAUAGAUGUCAGACUACAUGAAACUAAUGAUUUAGAAAUAAUGAUAAAUAUUGAUGGCAUGUCACCGUUCAAAUCUAGCGCAGCAACCAUUUGGCCUAUUUUAUGCAAGGUGUAUACAAAAUUAGAUCUGUAUGAACCUUUUAUUGCAGCCGUAUAUUCUGGGAAUGGUAAACCAAAAUAUGUUACAGAAUAUUUAUCAAAAUUUGUACGCGAGUUAAAUGACUUAUUAAUGAAUGGCUUGAUUAUAAUCAGUGUAUUAUUCAGCCUCAAGGUUAAAUUUUUUUCUUGUGAUUCGCCAGCCAGAUCAUUUAUUAAGGGCUCUGUAAGUCAUAUGGCUUUUCAUGGAUGUGAACGCUGCAACGGCUUGGGACAGAGAAUGGACAGUGUUACAGUAUUUUUAAAUAUUGAUGCAGAGAAAAGAACAGAAGAAGACUUCAGAACAUUUACUGAUCCAGAUCAUCACAAUGAUGUUUCUCCUUUGUGUGCAGUUCAACCAACUUUAAAUCUUAUUUCACAAUUUAUACUCGACCCAAUGCAUUUGUUGUACCUUGGAUGUACAAAAAGAUUACUCGAGUAUUUGUUAUCUUCUUCAACACGUAAAGUUCGAUUGAGCUCAUCGCUAAAAACUGAACUGACUCGUAGAACAACUAUGAUUAAUGGAGAUAUUCCUCUUGAAUUUCCUCGAAAAAUGAGAUCAAGUGACCACUUCGCCAAGUUCAAGGCUGUUGAGUUCAAAUUUUUUUUAUUAUAUGCUGCUCCAGUUGUUCUCAAGAAAUUACUUUCCGAAGAUUUGUAUAACCACUUCAUGUUAUUGACAGUAGCAUGUCGAUUAUUGUCUACUGAAAAUAAGAAUCUCCAUAUUGUUGAUGCAAGAAACUAUUUAAGAAAGUUUGUAAAAGAUGCUUCAACUUUAUAUGGAUCAACAUUUGUUUCACUUAAUGUGCACAACCUUAUUCACCUUCCUGAUGAUGUUGAAAAUACAAGGUGUUCUUUGAGCGAGCUUAGUGCUUUUGCAUUUGAGUCAUACUUGGGAAGUAUUAGUGCUACAUUAAGAUCACCAAAACACUUGCUUGCGCAGUAUUGUCGAAGAUUACAAGAGAAGCAAACUUUUGCUAAAAAAGUAGUAAGUGUUCCACCUCAACUGGAAGUUCUCGGAUAUAAGAAAAAGAAAGUUUUCAAAAUCAAAUAUAAGGGAAUGAUACUAUCUUCCGCACAUCCAAAUAACACUGUUUUACUUAGAGAUAAAAGUGUAGCUGAAAUUUGUCAAUUUAACUGCACAGAAGACGUAGUUUCCAUAGAAGUUAAAAAAUAUUUGAAGAAGGAAUCACUUUUCCAUCAUCCAUGUGAUUCCAGUACAUUAAAUAUAUGGCAAAACCAGUCAACUUGUGUGUUGUCCCUCUACUGCACUAACCGUGCCUUUCAAAACUCUCUAUUCUACAAUAUAUUCUUAAUAAGCAUGACAGACAGUGAAAGUGAAGGAGAAAUUAAAAUAAAAACAAAAAAACUGAAGAAAUUCAGUUUGGUUCAAUUUAUUCAUAGAGGACCAAAGCGUAAGGUAGAGAGUAUUGACAUUGUACCCAGCAAAUGGUUGGCGUUCGAAAACAAUAGAUGUGUAACAAAGUAUAUGCGACCUCUGUACGAAGGAGAGAGUCUCACUCUACUUAAUAAUUUAAUUAAAAUAAAUGCGGAUGCACCAGAUGAUUGGCCUACAUAUUCUGUUGCAAUAAAGGGUGAAGCUAAGGAUUACACUGAAGCUUUGAGAAAGAUAGAUGAUCUUGCAGUACAAGAGCACGUGUGGUCGCUUGAUUCCGAAGAAAGUGCUACUGAGAUGCAAAAAGAAGUUAUGAAUGGUGUCAAGCGAGCAAAGCUGCUAAGUGAGUCACAGAAGAUGAUGUCUAAGUUUUCAUCGCCAGCAGAAGAAAAAGAAACGAACAAUAAGACAUUAGAAACCAAUGACACAGAAAUACAAUCUGACAGUGAACCUGGGAAUAUUUCAAGUCAUAAUCCAAAUGAUUCUACAGAACCAGGAACAUCUCAAAGUUCUCCUCCACGUAGCCCAAAUUCUGAUUUUUUUAACGAUCAAUUAGAGGAUUUAAUUGCAGAUAUGUCUGGCCCAAAAGAAAAAGUUAGUAAACAAUCAAAAAAAGAAGAUCCUUUAGAUAUUAGUAAGGAAAUAAGUCAAUUUUUAGAUGUUCCUAUUUUGGAUAUGAAUAAUAUCAAAUGUAAUUCAGAUUUCGAAACAGCUGUCAUAGCAGGUAUGAUGCAACUCAAGAUUAAUAUGGAUGAAAUAAGGUCCGCACAAGAAGAAUUAAAAGCUACUGCUAUUCAUACGACACAAAGACUCGAUGACAUCACAAAUUUUCUAAUUGAUAAGAAGAUUACAAACAGUAAUACUGAAGUGAGUUUUGAUAAAAAAUAUAAUCUCAAAUUACCUCUUGAAACGAUGGAUGAGUUCCUUGAAUUUGAUGAAAAGUUACAAUCGAACACCUUCCUUAGAAGUGAUAUUUACAAGGAGCUCUUAGCUUCUAUGGAUAAAAAUUAAAGCAUAACUAGAUCAAUGGUCAAAAUGUUAAAAAGAAUAUUAACAAAGGAUUUAGCUUUAAAGUUUACUGCGGUCAGAGUGACUACUGACAAAACAAAAAAAAAAUUAAGUUUACGGUACUCUGCAAUCUUAUGGAUGCUAUACUAACUAGAGUAAGGAGUAAAAAUUCAUUUGCGACUAAGCCAGAGGAUCUGAUUUCAUCUCUCAGUGAUGUCCUAAGCAACGUCAAGAGGUGGACAGCUUAAAACAUCAAUUUCUUAUAUUUUAUCUUCGAGACUGAAUAAUUAUACCAAAAGAAUUAUUUAUAAAAUAUUUAUUAUUAUUUUUCAUUAGUUCAUAUUCUCAAGCAGAGUGCAAAAUAUUGCUAUUUGUAAAAAUAUUGCAUUUUUUGUAAAAUAAGAUCACAAUAUAAUAAAGAAAGAUUAAUAAAAAUAAUAUUCUGCAUAGACCAUAUGAUCAGCAUAUUAUACCUAUAAUAUGUCGCCAGGUAACAGGGUUUACUGCCAUAUCGAUCGAAAUAUUAUGGCCACGGCCCAUAAAAUUUGGCAUAUUAUGGGUACGAUAUGCUGAUCGUUUCUACCAGGGGAUGUAAGCCAGCAGUGCAGGCUUGUAAUUAAAUAAAAAACUUAAAGUGUCUCGAUGGCAUGUACGGGUAAGAGUCGAGAGAAAGAGAUAGAGGCAAAAGAUAAAAACAGAUUAAUGAGAAAGUUAAUUAAGAUUAUUUCUGCGGCGUUCUCUCGCGCGCUCGGUAUAGGCGAGAGCAUUAAUUUAUUUAAAUUGCCAAAGGGGCGAGACAGGGGGCGAGCGAAAUAAAGGACUUUAAAGAACGCUGAACACAUUGUCUGCUAUCUGGCCUAAUUUCGAGCGUUCCCGGCGAAUCCGAAACUGUCCCAGCGCUCUUUUUUCCUCUCUUUUUCGGACGCCCCGCUCUAAAUAAAGCCUGGAUUUUAUCGUACCCAGAUGGCUUGUAAUAGAGGAAAGUGUGUAAUGGCAUUACCGCAGCAGGCGCUGCAUACUUUGUCUCUCUCUCUCUCUCUCUCUCUCUCUCUCUCUCUCUCUCUC
This is a messenger RNA of Nasonia vitripennis (jewel wasp), 3796 nucleotides long. RefSeq lists its product as uncharacterized. The record is from RefSeq and is a predicted model, not a curated record. The transcript has 8 exons. Bases 125 to 2734 code for a protein of 869 amino acids. Lineage: Eukaryota; Metazoa; Arthropoda; Insecta; Hymenoptera; Pteromalidae.